Molecule: messenger RNA, 917 nt
Organism: Ctenocephalides felis (cat flea)
Lineage: Eukaryota; Metazoa; Arthropoda; Insecta; Siphonaptera; Pulicidae
Exons: 5
Coding region: 110-811 (233 amino acids)
Cellular component (GO): cilium; stereocilia ankle link complex; stereocilium tip
Molecular function (GO): protein binding
Source: RefSeq, a predicted model, not a curated record
AGGACGGUGGUGCAAUUUUUGGUGAACCUAUGAUGGAGGACCACUUAAGAUCACCUUCGGAAGAUUCCGGAGUAGGUUUACAAGCUCAUGAUAGGCAAUCUAGAAUUAUAUGCAAGAUGACGAGUUGGCAGGUGGUCGUGGUUCUAGAAGGCAUUCCAGCCCUGGAGAGUCCAGAGAGGGAUCGCAAAUGGCGUUGCACAGGCCUGAUUAUGAGGAUUCGUGUGGUUACUUGGAGGGACUCCGGUCACAGCUGGGCGGGUGGACGCAAAGAGUUAAAUCUUGGUACUGGGGAAGACCUUUAGAAUUGGCCCAUAAACUUUCACGAAGUUUCGAUAUGAAAGAAGACACGGCUUUGCUUGGUCCAAAUAAUAGUGCAGGUCCAAAUGGAGGACCUGUUCGAAGGCACCAGUCAAUGUCCCGGCUCGGAGGCGCACCUGCUUCUGGUGAAGCAGGCGGUACUCCCAGGGCAGUUUCUGAUCAGCAAGGAAAUCUUCAUGUUGCUGUGAAGAAGAGCAAACCCAUUUUGGGAAUCGCCAUUGAAGGAGGUGCCAAUACAAAACAUCCCUUGCCCAGAAUUAUCAAUAUUCAUGAAAACGGUGCUGCAUUUAGUGCCGGUGGUCUGGAAGUUGGCCAGUUGAUACUAGAGGUGGACGGCAGAUCAGUGGAAGGAAUGCCUCAUCAAGAUGUUGCUCGUUUGAUUGCAGAAUGUUUUGCUCGACGAGAUACACCUGAUAUAAAUUUCGUAGUUGUGGAAGCAAAGAAAUCCAAUUUGGAACCUAAACCCACAGCUUUAAUAUUUUUGGAAGCAUAACAUUUGCUCUGCCUGCCCGCUUCGGAGCCCGAUCCAGACGCCCCCGAACCAGGGGUUGAUCUCACCGACAAAGCAACGCUCGAAAACGACCAAAAGUAAUUUAAUA